Molecule: messenger RNA, 1803 nt
Organism: Photinus pyralis (common eastern firefly)
Lineage: Eukaryota; Metazoa; Arthropoda; Insecta; Coleoptera; Lampyridae
Gene: fzy
Product: cell division cycle protein 20 homolog
Exons: 2
Coding region: 104-1669 (521 amino acids)
Biological process (GO): positive regulation of anaphase-promoting complex-dependent catabolic process; anaphase-promoting complex-dependent catabolic process; positive regulation of ubiquitin protein ligase activity
Cellular component (GO): anaphase-promoting complex
Molecular function (GO): protein binding; anaphase-promoting complex binding; ubiquitin ligase activator activity
Source: RefSeq, a predicted model, not a curated record
UUUAUAACAGUUUGAUUUAAAUGUUUAACGGUCAUUCUCAUUUUCUUCAACCUAUUUCAUUUGUCAAAUCAAAUCUGUUAAUUAUUCCAAGUUGUGAUUCAUAAUGUCCCAGUUUAGAUUUGCCAACGAAAUGAACAGUUUAUUAACUCUUGACGGUCCCCUGACGAAGGGCCCUGUUCCUAGAUGGCAGAAAAAAGGUGCCGAAAAUUCAUCCAUCGUUAACUGCUCCUUAAACUCAUCCAAACAAAAAUCGAUUUCAUCUUUAAAUGCAAGCACUAAAACGCCUAGCAAAUGUGGCGAUGGGGACGUGUUACGGAUAAAAAAAACUCCUGCGAAAACCCCUAAGGCGGGCCGAUCAGGUAGUCCAACGCCAAAUAAAGCCUCUAAAACACCUGGUGGAGGUGAUCGUUUUAUUCCCUCACGGAGUGCAACAAAUUUUGAACUAGGUAAUUUUAAAUUAUUUCAAACUUCAGAGACGGAAAGUUUAAGCCCUACUAAUGAAAUUCAACGUGCAAUGUAUGAAAAUUUACACGGAGGUGAUAUAAAUAAUCAGCGAAUACUCUCAUAUCAAAACAAAGCCCCAGCCGCACCAGAAGGGUUUCAAAAUCCUAUGCGUGUUAUUUACACACAAACAAGAACACCUGCCUCGUCCAAAAGCAAUAAUCGUUACAUUCCACAAGCGCCAGAUCGUAUUUUAGAUGCUCCAGAUAUAAUAGACGAUUAUUAUUUAAAUCUUGUUGAUUGGAAUGCAAGUAAUAUGCUUGCUGUAGCCUUAGGACCGUCAAUAUAUUUAUGGAAUGCUGGUACGGGAAAGAUUCAUCAACUCUUAGAAAUGACGGGUAAUGACUAUGUUUGUUCUGUCGCUUGGAUUCAAGAAGGUGACCAUUUGGCUGUGGGAACAUGUACGGGUACGGUAGAAUUAUGGGAUUGUUCCCAAAUUAAAAGACUGAGAAUCAUGGAUGGUCACUCAGCACGAGUCGGCUCGUUAGCAUGGAAUUCCUACAUCCUCAGCAGUGGAUGUCGAAGUGGGCAGAUUAUACAUCAUGAUGUCCGUCAAAGGGACCAUAAUGUAUUGACCGUUGGUAAUCACACACAAGAAAUAUGUGGAUUAAAGUGGUCAACGGAUGGAAAAUAUUUGGCAAGUGGAGGAAAUGAUAAUGUUUUGAAUAUUUGGUCAACUGCGGGUGGCAAUCGUUAUUCACAACCACAACCAUUGUACACUUUAACAGCCCAUCAAGCAGCUGUGAAAGCAUUGGCCUGGUGCCCUUGGCAGCCUCACAUAUUGGCUAGCGGUGGUGGAACUGCAGAUAGACACAUUCGGUUCUGGAACUGUCAGACGGGAGUCUGUGUGAAUUCAAUAGAUACAAAAUCACAGGUAUGCUCACUUCUGUGGUCAAGUAACUAUAAAGAAAUUGCAUCUGGACAUGGAUUCGCAAAUAACCAAGUUAUCAUAUGGAAAUAUCCCUCGAUGGUAAAAGCAGCCGAAUUAACAGGACAUACUGCACGAGUAUUGCACUUGGCCAUUUCUCCCGAUGGAAGUACAAUACUGUCAGCAGGUGCAGAUGAAACUUUAAGACUAUGGAAAUGUUUUGUAAAAAAUCCAGUCAAAAGCAAGGAAGGAGUGCAAGCGAAAGUAAAAACUAGUUUACUGAAACAAAGUAUUCGAUAGACAAUUGACGUAAUAUUAGUAUGACUUGCUUAUUAAGUUUUACUUAAAUAUGAAGUGUGUUUCCUGACGUUGUCAUGUACUUUAAUUACCUACUGUAUUUAUUAUUAAUUAAAAGAAUUUGCCAAUUUAACCUC